This is a messenger RNA of Pangasianodon hypophthalmus (striped catfish), 2832 nucleotides long. It is a transcript of the gene gfap, whose product is annotated as glial fibrillary acidic protein. NCBI's taxonomy places the organism in Eukaryota, Metazoa, Chordata, Actinopteri, Siluriformes, Pangasiidae. Gene Ontology annotation, cellular component: cytoplasm; cell projection; intermediate filament. The transcript is spliced from 9 exons. Gene Ontology annotation, biological process: regulation of chaperone-mediated autophagy; intermediate filament organization. Bases 28 to 1350 code for a protein of 440 amino acids. The record is from RefSeq and is a predicted model, not a curated record. Gene Ontology annotation, molecular function: structural constituent of cytoskeleton.
CACCCAAGGCCCCAUUUACCACUCAUCAUGGAGACCCAACGUGUCCUCUCAUCCUACCGAAAGCGUUUCGGGACUCAGAGCAGCCCUUCAGCCCCGCUCAUCACCAGGAGCCUUGGGCGUCUGUCCCUCCACAGCACCCCACGCCAUACAGCCCUGUCCAGCCCCAGCAUGUCCCGUCUGUCCCUGGGAACCGAGAGGCUUGACUUCUCAGCCGACUCGCUGCUGAAGGCUCAGUACCGUGAGACGCGCACCAAUGAGAAGGUGGAGAUGAUGGGCCUCAAUGACCGCUUCGCUAGCUACAUCGAGAAAGUACGUUUCCUGGAACAGCAGAACAAGGUGCUGGUGGCUGAGCUGAAUCAGCUGCGUGGAAAAGAGCCAAGCCGCCUUGGGGACAUCUACCAAGAGGAACUGAGGGAGCUGCGCAGGGAGGUGGAUGGCCUGAACAAUGCCAAGGCACGGCUGGAGAUUGAGAGGGACAACCUGGCAGCUGAUGUGGGCACACUGAAGCAGAGACUUCAGGACGAGACUGCGCAGAGACAAGAUGCAGAAAACAGCCUGAAUGCAUUUAGACAGGAUGUGGACGAGGCAGCUCUGAACAGGGUGCAGCUGGAGCGGAAGAUUGAAGCGCUGCAGGACGAGAUCAAUUUCCUGAAGAAAGUCCAAGAGGAGGAGAUGCGGGAGCUGCAGGAGCAGUUGAAUGCUCAGCAGGUGCACGUGGACCUGGACGUGUCUAAGCCGGAUCUGACUGCAGCACUGAGGGAGAUCCGAGUGCAGUACGAGGCCAUGGCAACCUCCAACAUGCAGGAGACUGAGGAGUGGUACCGCUCCAAGUUUGCGGAUCUGACUGACGCAGCCAAUCGGAACGCAGAGGCUCUGCGCCAGGCGAAGCAGGAAGCCAACGAUUCCCGCAGACAGAUUCAGGCCCUGACGUGUGACCUGGAGUCUCUGCGUGGAACCAACGAGUCUCUGGAGCGGCAGCUGCGUGAGAUGGAGGAGCGUUUCUCCACGGACACAGCGGCGUAUCAGGACACGGUGGCGCGUCUGGAGGAAGAGAUCCAGGCGCUGAAGGAGGAGAUGGCUCGACACCUGCAGGAGUACCAGGACCUCCUCAACGUCAAACUGGCGCUGGACAUCGAGAUCGCCACCUACAGGAAGCUGCUGGAGGGCGAGGAGAGCCGGAUCACUGUUCCUGUGCAGAGUUUUGCCAACAUGCAGUUCAGAGAAACCAGCAUUGACACUAAAACACCACCCGAGAGUCUCACUAAGAGAAGCAUCAUCGUACGAACUGUGGAGACACGCGAUGGAGAGAUCAUAAAGGAGUCGACCACGGAGAGGAAGGAGCUGCAGUAAUCACACAGCCGUGUCGAGUGUGGAGUGACGAGAUUUCAUCACUUCGUCGCUUCAUCACUUCAUCACUACACACAUGAGAGAUGCACUGAGAUUACACUGCUGAAGCAAAUUUAAACUGGAGAAUCUGAGAUUAGUCAGGAUCACAAUAAAAGUCACAAACACAAUAAAACAGUUAUAUAGAACAUCGUUGUUACAAUAAAACGAUUAACACAUUUAACAAAAUGAUAUAUUGUGCAGCCUUCAAGCCUUUACUGUUAUAUUGUCAUUUACUGUUCACUAACAUCUCAUUAGCACACAAACCCAAGGAUUAUAACACAUUUAUAUAGAAGAAACUCUUUCUUUGAUUGAAAUAGGUAAUGAUAAAGAAAAGAUUGAAAGUGACGUCUGAUUGUAUCUAAUUAAAGGGAUCGUCGGUCAUAAUUAGGUUAGAUCUGUUCAUUCCUGCUCGAGCAGGGCCAGUGCUGCCUUCACGUGUCAUCGGAAUUACUGUAAAUACCCAUUUUACUGUAAAUGAUCCAGGUUUUUCAAUCGGCAUCAUCAUUGCAGUGGAAAGGAUGGUAUCAGUGAUUGUUGCUAUAGAAACUUUGUUUUCCUAAAUACUACAUUUUUAAAAUAGAUCAUAGAUUUUUUAAAUCUUUGGGUGCAAACAUCCUGACGUCCAAAAGAUCCAAAAGAGCAAAACUGACCAUGCUCUGUGGGUGGGAGGGGCAUGCUCUCUCUCCCCUGUCAAUCACAGCGACACUAGUCAAUUGUGAGCAUCCGUGAAUUUAUAUAUGUGGAAGAAGGCAGAUAGCGAUUUCCUCUGGGUGACACAGCAUGACCUGCAAAAAAGAUACAGAGUGCUAGCGUCACGUGUUACACCUGUUAGCCUUCACCAUCCCCAGUUGGUAGCUAUCAAAUGAUUGUAUGAGAGCUGGGUGAUGGGUAGGAAGUGGCCAAGACCAAGGAAGAAAAUAGGCAGCAAAAAUAUGAAAAUGUUAAGUUGAUAUCAAAAUAGAUCACGCUAGCGAACUACCCUACUGAUAGCAUUAUUGAACACUUAUUGGAAAGACUUCGUAACAGCGACAAAUCCGAUGAGCAUGUGAAGGCAGCACUGAAUUCCAGAUGAUGAGGUCGGAAAUGUAGUGUUGUCAUGAGUAGUAUAGGUCUCAUUGUUAGUGGAACUUUUCUUUUUUUGUUCGUUUAGAGAGGAUGAUUGUUGUCUAGAUAUGAGUAGGUGUGGAACAGGCAGCGAGAUGUAGCUUUGUGUUGAAAUGUUCUGCAUGGACGUAUAGCAGCGGGAGAACCUGAAGGGUUUAGCAUUUUUUGGGAAUUUGAAAAGUAAUUUAGAAGCGUCUUAGUGAGGGGAAUUUAUCAGUGGUGCUAUGUGAAUGGAAGUUUUUCAUCCUUGUAUGUCUCUUGACUUUGUCUGUCAUGUCAAUCUUUAAUGCUUUAUUGUUAACGCUUUUAUGUAGCGUCUGAAUAAAGACUUUUUUUGUUUAA